Messenger RNA from Exaiptasia diaphana, 1144 nucleotides. Its product is annotated as hemicentin-1-like. Bases 121 to 1119 code for a protein of 332 amino acids. The transcript is spliced from 4 exons. Gene Ontology annotation, cellular component: plasma membrane. The record is from RefSeq and is a predicted model, not a curated record. Gene Ontology annotation, biological process: homophilic cell-cell adhesion. NCBI's taxonomy places the organism in Eukaryota, Metazoa, Cnidaria, Anthozoa, Actiniaria, Aiptasiidae.
CAACAUUUUAAAUGCUCUUUCAAAACAAGUUAUUGGCCGCUCAUUCCAAACAUCGRGAACUUUAUGGCAGRAAAUCUUAAGUGGGAGAGAGCUGUCGAAUUUGAUUAGARUUCAUCCAAGAUGAAGAUGUCCAGUGUCACCUCCWUAWGCGUUUGGAUGUGUUUAAUAUUUCUCCGAAGCACAGUUUUAGCUGUAGACAAAUUCACAUCUACUCCUCCAUCAGCUUUGACUAUAGUAGAAGGCAAAGUGAUGAAUCUAACUUGGACACUGAAAAUGGAUGAUAGCGGGAGUUUUGUUAGUGCUAUAGUAAAGAAAUAUGUCGGUGGAAUAGCGAAAGCAAACAUAUUUUUCAGUCAAUUUGACAAAAAAGCAGACGCUCGAGACGGCUGGGUUGGUCGUAAAGCAGACUUGUCCUUGAAUGCUACCGUUUCUGGGACCAUAGUAACCAUCCAGUUUUCUUUGGCAAAUCUGAACAAAAUCACUGAUGAAGCUGUCUACGAUGUAACUACCAGUAGCACCAGAGACACCGAAGAGUCUCCCAAAGUAUCUCUGACUAUUAACGUCCCUCCCAGUAUCACAAGCUCGCACCCGUAUACUAUCGCCGCCAAUGAAACACAGACCGUACAGCUUGUGUGCAAUGCCACUGGUUUUCCGACACCAACAGUUAACUGGACAAGAAAUGGUGUACUUGUUGGCACAGGAAGCYCAUUCAGCAUUGAAGCCACACCCCAAGAUCAUGAAAGAUGCUAUACUUGUGUUGUGUUCAACGGUGUUUAUGAAGCCAAGACAGCCAACGUUUGUCUUUCUGUGCAAUACAAACCAUAUGGAKCACAUGGACUCACCUUUGAUCGCACAAGCGUGUGUCAAAAUGACACUGUCAAUGUGACGUGUAAAUCAGGACCAUCAAACCCUGAGGUUUCCGCCUUUAAGUUUUAUUAURGYGAAGAACUUGUUCAAAGUGGCUCAAGUAACUCAUACAUCAGUAAAGCAAUUCAUGGAGCACCAGCAGUGAACAAGUUUACCUGUGUUCCGGGUAAUCUUCUUGGCUACGCGGUAAACAAUGUAUCGGGCAAYGUURUUGCGAAAGGUAAWUUGAACAAUUUAUAUUUAGAUAUUUAGUUUUAGAACUGCAUUCGGAAUUUGA